This is a messenger RNA of Cygnus olor (mute swan), 1748 nucleotides long. It is a transcript of the gene GPR19, whose product is annotated as G protein-coupled receptor 19. The transcript is spliced from 3 exons. Bases 250 to 1578 code for a protein of 442 amino acids. Gene Ontology annotation, cellular component: plasma membrane. Gene Ontology annotation, biological process: G protein-coupled receptor signaling pathway. The record is from RefSeq and is a predicted model, not a curated record. NCBI's taxonomy places the organism in Eukaryota, Metazoa, Chordata, Aves, Anseriformes, Anatidae. Gene Ontology annotation, molecular function: G protein-coupled receptor activity.
GGACCCGACGGGGGGUCCAGGGGACCCGGGGGGGGGUUAGGGGGGCCUGGGAGUGUCUGGGGGGCGGGAUGCGGGAGCUGCCGCCCUCAGGAUGCGUUAGCCGUGGCCGGGGACGGAAUCAGCGGCAGUACCCCAAAAAAAGUCGCUUUGCACCCACCCCGGUAUCGAAGGAGAGAUCUGCAAGAUGCGCAGAGUGUCUCUAUCUCCGCCAGAGCCCCGCAGGGGUGAAGGCGCUGCGCGGCUUCCAGCAUGAGCGGCCCCUUCCCGGAGGUGCCCUCAGCACGGAUCGCGAGGAGAAGGAGGAGAGCGGCGCCCCUGGGAGGAUGCUCUGGAGCAGAUCUCUCAUCUUCCAAAAUUGUGUCCAGAACCAGGAAGAUUCAGCUUCUUCUAUUCAAGAAAACAAACAACAGCUACCCCGAGACCUUCAUCCCUCCUGCUAGCCACGAGAUGACAGAGUCACCCAAGGAACCCAGGUCAAGCAGGAACCAUACUGUCUUGCAGUAUGAACUGAGGCCAGGGGAAAUCAUAGCAGCCAGUAUGGUUUUUGGAGUAUUGUGGUUGUUUUCCAUCUUCGGAAACUCCCUUGUUUGCUUAGUGAUCCAUAGGAGCAGGAGGACACAAUCAACCACCAACUAUUUUGUUGUCUCCAUGGCUUGUGCAGACCUUCUCAUCAGUGUUGGAAAUGCACCAUUUGUGCUACUUCAGUUUACUUCAGGCAGGUGGAUGCUGGGGAAUGUGAUGUGCAAGCUGGUGAGGUAUAUACAAUAUCUCACCCCUGGAGUCCAGAUAUACGUGCUCCUCUCCAUAUGUGUGGAUCGAUUCUACACUAUUGUCUACCCCCUGAGCUUCAAAGUGUCAAGAGAGAAAGCCAAGAAAAUGAUUGUAGCAUCCUGGAUCUUUGAUGCUGCAUUUGCAUCACCAGCUUUCUUUUUCUAUGGCUCCAAUGGGGAUGACCAUUGCAACUUCUUUCUCCCAAAUUCUUGGGAAGGAGCCACCUACAGUAUCAUCCAUCUCUUGGUGGUGUUUCUGAUCCCAACCAUCCUCAUUAUCCUAUUCUACCAAAAGGUUAUCAAGUACAUUUGGAGAAUAGGCACUGAUGGCAGGACUGUCAGGAGGACAAUGAAUAUUGUCCCAAGGACAAAAGUGAAAACCAUCAAGAUGUUUUUAAUGUUAAAUUUAGUGUUUCUCCUGUCGUGGCUCCCUUUUUAUGUGGUACAGCUGUGGCACCCACAGGAAACAGACUACAGAAAGUGUUCCUUGGUUUUCAUGGCUAUCACAUUGAUCUCUUUCAGUUCUUCAGCUUCUAAGCCAACCCUGUACUCAGUGUAUAAUGCGAACUUCAGAAGAGGGAUGAAAGAAACUUUUUGCAUGUCCUCCAUGAAAUGCUACAGAAGUAAUGCAUAUACCAUCACUACCAGUUCAAGGAUAGCAAAAAAAAAUUAUGUUGGGAUCUCAGAAAUCCCAGCACCAGCCAAAACUGUAACCAAAGACUCAAUCUAUGAUUCAUUUGACAGAGAAGCAAAAGAAAAAAAGCUUGCUUGGCCUAUUCAUUCAAAUCCUCCAAAUACAUUUGUCUAAUUGGCUUAAUUGCUUUGAAAGGUGAUUAUGUACCACAAGAACAAAGAGCUUUAUCUCCUUUUUGAACCAAUGUAAAUUUACAUAUUUUUAACAUGACUUUUAGGGAGGAAAAAGAAAAGAUGUUUUAUUUUAUUAAAUGCAUUGAUUUUUGAUGUAUCCAGUCUACUUAA